AUGCCCCAUGCCGCUGAUGAAGACGUCUACGACUACGGCCUGUUCCUCCUCGACAAGAUCUUGAACGAGACGGGGCACUCACUACUUGCAUUCGACGACAUGCCGCGGUCUGAGCGUGACUGGGAGAGGCAAGUGGAGAACCCCCAUAUCAUCGAACAGCUGGAUUAUGACCGGCAGCUCGAAUUGACGGAGGCCAACAACUGCAUUCGCCAGCUGAACGCCAACCAGCGCGAUGCUUUCUCAUCCAUCAUGGAAGCUGUGUCGACUGAGCGUGGCGGCAUCUUCUUCCUGAACGGUCCCGGUGGCACCGGCAAGACAUACGUUUACAACACUGUGUGUCAUAAGGCUCGAGCAGAGGGAUGGAUUGUUCUCUGUGUCGCAUCUUCUGGGAUUGCCUCCCUGCUGUUGAAGGGCGGACGUACUGCCCACUCACGGUUCAAGAUCCCUGUCGAGAAUCUGAACGCGCAAUCAACCUGCGCAAUCCGCAAGGAGAGCCGCUAUGCAGACCUCUUCCGUGUGGCAAGGCUCAUCAUC
Messenger RNA from Rhodofomes roseus, 534 nucleotides. Its product is annotated as PIF1-like helicase-domain-containing protein. Gene Ontology annotation, molecular function: DNA helicase activity. The annotation marks the transcript as partial. The transcript is spliced from 2 exons. NCBI's taxonomy places the organism in Eukaryota, Fungi, Basidiomycota, Agaricomycetes, Polyporales, Fomitopsidaceae. The record is from RefSeq and is a predicted model, not a curated record. Gene Ontology annotation, biological process: telomere maintenance; DNA repair.